Molecule: messenger RNA, 2796 nt
Organism: Nematostella vectensis (starlet sea anemone)
Lineage: Eukaryota; Metazoa; Cnidaria; Anthozoa; Actiniaria; Edwardsiidae
Product: multiple epidermal growth factor-like domains protein 10
Exons: 3
Coding region: 226-1029 (267 amino acids)
Source: RefSeq, a predicted model, not a curated record
UUUGCAUAUAAGGCGCGCGAGGUCGCCCAGUCUUGUUGUCGAUCGACAAUUUAGUAAAUGCAUUAAUGUAUGUCAAAGGGUUUCAUAUUUCACCACUAUUUCCAAGACGGAUCGCGGUAGAAGUGCAAUGCUGGAUAAUCCGUGCCCUCAUUUAACCUAUGACUUGGAGUUUUUGUCGGCUUAUCUUGUCAAUGUUUUAGAAUCGAGUUUUGUGUUCGUCAAAUCAUGUCGGAGGAACUGCGAGCGUUCGUUGCUCUUAUUGUUGUCUUUGUGAUCGUCACCAAUUCAUUUGCAAAGCAAAGCGAAUGUAACAACACAAAUAAAGGAAAAUACUGCAAGUGUACCCAAUGCUCCAAGACUGGUUCCACAGGUGUGUGUACAUAUCCUAACCCUGUUGAUGCCUCUUCUGUGCGGUGUGUCUGCAAAACUGGCUAUAUAGGAAGCUUGUGUGAUGAAUGUGCAAAUGGCUACUACCGCUCAGGGAAUACGACGGGGCAGUACAUCAUAUGCCUUAUGUGCAAUUGCAGCGGGAACCUUGACUUGACCAAGCCCAAUAGCUGCGAUGCAGUUACUGGGAAAUGCUAUAAGUGCUUACCAAAUGUAACAGGGGAGCAUUGUGAGAAAUGCCUUUUUCCAAGCAACUGUACUAGGCCAACAGACAAUAGCCACUCUGGGACCCUUGCAGCAAAGCAUUAUAAGCUGAGGGACACAACUAUCAUUGUCGUGUGUGCUAUAUUAGCAUUUAUCUGCAUCAUUGCCAUAGCAGCCCUUAUCUACAGACACCACAAGCGUCAGAAAUUCAAAGGGCGUCUUCCUAAACUACUGUGGACUGCUGAAAUCUCAAACCGCAAUUUUGAUGACUUGGACUUUUCAUUGCUUGACCCUGUGAGUGACACGCCCUUUGUGUAUCGCAAUGACACAAGCGAGUUUGAGGAAGCGCUGAUGGGAGAGGAGAAGGCACAGCUACAAAUGGAUACACACGAGGAUGAAGACACAUUGCUGGAGAACUACCAUCCGGCAGAGCUUUGAUGAAUGUAAGGAAAAGCAGGGGGAAGGUGUGGUAAAGGUUUGGUUUCAAUAACUGUCAGGGGGAAUAACAUACUUGAGAGGGAAAAGUGCACUAUUUCAAGGCUACCAGCUGUCAAAGCUUUGUUAAAUCUAAGGGGAGGAAGGGAAGGUUAGGUAUAUUAGGGCUUAAUCCAUCAACUCUAAGAAAGGGGGGGGGGGGGACAAAAGCAGGUAAAAAACACAAGUUAAAGACAAUCACCUGGCAUAGCUUUGAUCUUAGGGAAUACCAGUGGAUUCUAGGUCUAUCAGGGUGUUGUCAAUUAACUCUAGUAGGAAAGACACAGAUGGGUAUAAAAACACAUUACUUUAAGACUACCAGCAGGGGACUAGGACCAUUAAGGGAGGGAAAUGUUACUACCAGCUAUCAUAGCUUUACUGUAAGGAGGAAAAGGGGAGCCAUUCGGGUAGGUCCAAAAAGAGAGGGAGUGGGGCUUGAUGUUUAUAAAAGUCAGAGGUGUAGUGCCAUGUCUGUCAUGGUAGUCCAAUGCCCCUUUAAAUACUCCCUUGAGCAGGUUCCAUUUUAACCUUAGUACUUUUUUAUAUUAUAUACCAAGUAUGAACAACUUCUACCCCUGAAUAUUGUAGCCUACAAAAAGCCACUGACUCGCAAAACAGCAUUUUUUGGUUAUCAGUGGCUACAAGUAGGCUACACACAUAGAACCACCAUAUUAUAACUGUCCUGAUUAACAAGUUGUUCUUAUUAUUAGUGAAACAAAUAAUUUGAAUAUGAGCUUUCAUUCAUUAGGACUGCUUUUAAUAAUGAGGUGUAAUUAUUAAUAUGGCAUCCUUUAAAGCUACACUUUAUUAUGUAUCAGAAAAGCCAUUUUGUAUUUAUUAUCUAAUGCAGACUAAAUUAUCUGCACUUUUUAUUUAUGAUUAAUUAUAUAUAUCUUUAUCUUAUUUUGAGAUGGGAAAUAUAUUACACAAGAGGUUAAAACCGUUUAUUAAGGACAACAGGUCAAACAGACAACCUAGAUGUCUAGACUAGUUAAUGUCAAAAUUCUUCUGAUUUGCCAAAUAACAAGAUUUUGGAGCUCACGUUUCAACAGGUUGUGCUGUUAAAAUUUCUAGACUGUGGAUUCAACUUGUCUGAUACUGUAGUUCUUAGUUUGAAUAUUGAAGUAUCAUAUCUUUUUGUAGGAUAUCAAUCACACUAGAUUAUUGUAUGCUUUUUAGCAUUUAAAUAGAGCCGUUUGUACUGUAGGAUGGGUCAAAUUUCACAGCAACUGAAUUGGAUUAAACUAACUAUAAAUACAUUUUAUUUGCAUUUAUCUUUUGAGGCAUAAGUUGGAUCCAGAGCCUUCAGUCAUGGAUGUUUGUGCUUUUUGAUAGGAGUUCUUUUUAGCAUCUUGGCUCUGUUUUAAGAGCUAGUGUAAUGGGUAAUGAUAAAUUUGUUUAUUUAAUGAAUAAUGGGAAUAAGUAGCUGUGAAGGUUACUCGGAUGCAGGCAUGCUUUAAAAACAAAUUCAGAAAUUCAGAUGUCGGUGCUGUAACAGGCCUCAAAAUAUUCUUUUUUUUUUUGGGGGGGGGGGGGCAAUACAGAAACAUUAAGAAAAUGUUGGGGGCACAGUUGCAGUUAGUUUCUCUGUGUUUUUUUUUAUCAAGUUAAUAUCACAUUUUGAAUAUAAAACAACAAUCAUUAAUAAGUAUUGUAUAUAUUUUUCUCUCAUCUGAAGAAAAGUUACAAUAAGUGAUUGUGAUUUUUUUAAUAAAGAUAUUUUUUAUGUUG